Molecule: messenger RNA, 3044 nt
Organism: Selaginella moellendorffii
Lineage: Eukaryota; Viridiplantae; Streptophyta; Lycopodiopsida; Selaginellales; Selaginellaceae
Product: pentatricopeptide repeat-containing protein At5g27110-like
Exons: 2
Coding region: 1-2253 (750 amino acids)
Biological process (GO): RNA modification
Molecular function (GO): RNA binding; protein binding
Source: RefSeq, a predicted model, not a curated record
AUGCGGGCGAUUCAUUCGAUCGCGGUGGCUGGAGCUCCUGGAGAUCGCGGCGGGCACCGGCAAUCUCCUGGCCAUGGCGCUGCCACUGGCGCCGGCGCUGGAUCAUCGAGGUGGAGAACUCCCAAGAACAAGAGCGGCUCUAAUGCUGGAAUUCCGUCGAUCUACGACGCGUUGCAGCAGGCGGGAGCGAUUCCGGGCGUUGGUGUCGUGCUUGCGGCAUUGACAGCGUGUAGAAACUCGCGAGACCUCCAAACAGGUAAGCGAGUCCAUAGCUACGUUGCCGAGCGAACGAAUUACUGUUCUUCAAACAGCGUGGUGGCGAACUCUGUGCUGGAUAUGUACGCAAAGUGUGGAAGCAUGGAGGACGCGUUGCAAGCUUUCUCUGAGAUGAAGCAUCGGGACGUCGUUUCGUGGACUUCCAUGAUCUCCGGAUAUGCAAGGUGUGGAGAUGGCGCUCUGGCUCUCAAGUUCUUCUUGCGCAUGCAAGAAGAAGGCUGUGAGCCGGAUCGUGUCACGGUCAUCGCAGCAGUGAAGGCAUGCUCUAGCUGCGCAGAGAAGGAAGAAGUUCGCGUGAUACUAGGAAGAGCAGUGAAGAUCAAAUCGCUGGAACAGGGAAGAGCUCUUCAUUCUCGAGUCGCCAGAGCAGGAUUUGUCCGGGACCUUGCUGUGGCAAACUCGCUGGUGGAUAUGUACUCCAAGUGUGGGAGCAUGGAAGAUGCACAAAAGGUGUUCGAGAGCAUGAGGCAGCGGGACGUGAUUUCAUGGACUUCGAUAAUUUCGGGUUAUGCACAGGCUGGGGAAGCGGAGUUUGCUCUCGAGCUUUACUCGCGAAUGCAAGACGAAGGCUGCGCUCCAGAUCGUGUGACUCUCCUCGCUGCGCUCAAGGCUUGUGCUAGCUUGGCCGAAGGAGAGAAAGAUGGUCCCUCGAGACAAAAGUGGCUGGAGCAGGGGAGGGCUAUUCAUUCCAAGGCCGUGGCAAGUGGAAACCAGUCGGAUCACUUCGUGGCAAACUCUCUACUCGACUUCUACGCAAAGUGUGGGAGCAUGGAAGACGCUUAUACUGUGUUUCAAGCUAUGUGUCGUCACAGCUCAAUCUCGUGGAAGUGCAUGAUCCUGGGAUAUGUCCACAACGGGGAGUCCGAGCAAGCUCUCGAGUUUUACAAGCGCAUGCAAUCAACAGGGUGUGUGGCGGAUCGUGUGACUUUACUGGCAACUUUGAAAGCUUGCUCUACCUUGACGGCGGCAGGGGCAUCAGAAGAAGCACUGGGAACUGCUGAGAAAGAAAGGCUCGUAAAGUUCAGGCUCAAGUGUCUCGAAACAGGAGCACGCAUCCAUUCUCAAGCUGGAACGCUGGACCUUGCAGUAGCAAACUCUCUAAUCGAUCUCUACGCGAAGUGCGGUCGCAUCAUACUUGCUCGCAAUCUCUUCGAAAGCCUUCCACAUAAGAACACCGUCUCAUGGAACUGUAUCAUCAUCGGGUAUGCGGAGUGUGGGGAAGGCGCCGUGUCUUUGGAACUCUACAGACAGAUGCGUCACGCCUCAGGCUGUGCUCCAGAUGCCGGUAGUUUCGUGGCCGUUUUAAAAGCUUGCUCCAGCUUGGUGGCACUGGAAUUCGGGAGGCAAAUCCAGAUGGAAGCUCGCAGUUUUGGACUAGAGAGAGAUCCCAUCGUCGCAAACGCGCUCGUUAGUUUCUUCGCGAAGUGUGGGAGCAUGGCCGAGGCCGAGGAGGUAUUUAGUUCCAUUUCGAAGAAAGAUUUAGUGACAUGGAGCUCAUUGAUCGCAGGCUAUAGCUGCCGAGGCGACGCAACUCGGGUGCUGGACCUCUUCGAGAGAAUGGAGAAAGUUGGCGGUGUGAAGCCAGACGGUGUUACGCUCCUCUCCGUCCUCACUGCCUGUAGCCACGCCGGCCUGGUCGACAGAGCGAAGGACGAAUUCAGAGCAAUGCCCCGCAAGCAUGGGAUUGCUCCCACGAUUCAACACUACACUUGCAUGGUGGAGCUUCUCGGCCGCGCGAAUCAACUCGACGAGGCAGUGAAAUUGGUGAAAGGGAUGAGCUGCAAGCCGGAUGUUGUGAUAUGGAAGGCAGUGCUGGGAGCUUGCUGGAAGUGGAAGAACGUGGCGCUCGGGAGGCUUGCUUUCGCGUCCAUCAUGGAGCUCGACAAUCAAAAUGCCCCGGCUUACGUGCUCAUGGCCAAUCUUUAUGCUGAGGCUGGGAUGCUGGAAGAAGCCGCAAGGAUGCGCCGAAGAAGUUAACUAUCUGGUACGUGACACUUUGAGUCCCCCGUGUUAACUUUCUAAAUGCCUUGUAGAAGCGAUUGACAAGACAAGAUCCAAAGAAGGUUAUUACGGGAGGAUUUUAUCACUUUCGGUACCUACGGAGAAGAAACAGGUGUGAAGAGAUUUUCUCAUGAAGGAAUUGCGUGGCUAACUGCGAUCAAACAAACAGGUCUCAAAGGAUUUUCUCCCGACUUGGACGCAGAAGUUCUCGACCGGAACCAGCCCAGGGCCAGAGAAUAAGUGAACUUCGCCACCUAAGAGUGCCAACGACGAUGGAGAAAUCUGGAUACCAUACGAUUUAUAGUUCUUCCAGUACGAACUCAGUGCUUUACUUGCAGAGAAACAAAACAAGCCAGGCUUUACAGUUGCAAGUGUCAAGGUUCCACGAGUUUGACUUUCUCCUGUUCCAUCGAAUGCGAGCCCAGCCCAAGGCUAGCAGCAGCGUGGGAGCUUUGGAGCCUCUGAAGGGAAUUGACGCAGAUAUCUUCAGGUGUGGACUCGAGGACAUACAAGCUCCAAGGUUACUUCAUGUACGCUGUGCACAGGCUGAGGCCGAACUAUUUGCUGCUUCCUGCGAACGCUCCCAACUAUGGAGUCCAAUUCAUGAGGAUGAUACAAGGCUACAAGUUUCAGGCAAGAGUAUUAGUGAGGGUGAACAAGAUUCUGUAAGGUGACUCCAGACGCAGUUGCCUAGACGGCCAUGAUCCGCGAUGGGGACACACGAAUGGUUUUAAGCUCUUCAAUGAGAUGCAAGACGAAUGGCACUU